Molecule: messenger RNA, 1603 nt
Organism: Tinamus guttatus (white-throated tinamou)
Lineage: Eukaryota; Metazoa; Chordata; Aves; Tinamiformes; Tinamidae
Source: RefSeq, a predicted model, not a curated record
AAGCUGGAUUCUGCUGCUUUCAGCCCAAAACCUUGAGGAUUCAGCCAUGGGAGACCCAGAACCAAGUGGUCUUGACAGUCAAGAGAGAACACCUGAAAAUAGGAAGCGGUACAGUGAGAUUUUCCGGAGUCUGGAUGCCAUAGAAAUCUCCAUUGAAAAUACGACAAUUGAUACAUUCAUUGAUUUGGAUGGCACUGACAACAUAGACUUGACCCCAGAGAGAGAGAUCAUUCCGUUGAGUGAAAGUUUCUGCGAGAGCAAAAACAGCUCAGAGAGGCAAGUGCAGACAGAUAUAACAGUUGAGGAGGCAGAUGAAAUGCUGAUAAAAUGUGAAGGUGGCAUUGACGCAGCCCUUGAAUAUGCCAAAAUGUGGUGUAAAUAUGUCAAAGAGCUUCUUAGCUGGAUGGAGAAACGGCUGAAUUAUGGUGAGUCAUCAGCACGNNNGAUUGUGAAGAUAGCAGAAUCGGGAAGAAAUGCAAUUAUCCACCAGUCCAACAUGCCUCUCCGGGCACUCUACACCAUGGUCCUGGAACAGGACAUCACGGUUGGAAACGCAGCUAAUGAAACUGCAGGAUUGCUUCAUCAGAAAGAAUUCUACCAGCCCCUGUCAGCCAAGAAGAACGAAAUUGAGAAGUGGAGGAAAGAGUUCAAAGAUCAGUGGUUAAAGGAGCAGAAAAGAAUGAAUGAAUCCCUGUCGUCCCUGCGCAAGUCGCGGCUGCAGUACGCGCAGCGCUGCGAGGAGCUGGAGAGGGCGAAGCAGCUGAGCGCCAAGGCAGAGGACGGGUGCCAGGGCACGGCCGGCAGCGCCAACAAGCAGCUGGAGAAGCGGCGCCGCUCCUGCGAGGAGGCCCAGGCCAAGGUUCAAGAAACAGAGGCUUUGUACAAGAUGUGCAUCAACGAUGCCAACUUCCGACGACAAGAGCUGGAGAAGGUGCGGGCACGGAUUGUCUCCCAUAUUCGGAAACUCAUCUACCAAGGAGACGAGAUGCUGACAUGGGUUACGUUAAGGAUGUUCAAGCAGAGGCAGAUUCAGUCUGAACAGAUUCCCGUGGGCUACCAGCAUCUCACGGAGGUCUGCAGGCCUUACAAAGUGGGUGAGAAAUACCUGGAAUUCAUUCAGACUCUGCCGAAGAAAGAAGUUCAUAUGGAGGUGUUCGAAUUCGAGCCACUCGUUUCUGGGGGGCAGAGGUCCUCCCCCAGUGGCAAAAAGCAGCUGAGGGAUACGAGCGCUCCAGAAGAUGCAGCAAGAAAGCAGUUCUCCCCAAAUGGGGAACAGAGUAUCAGCAAGUCCCUCUGCAGUGACACAGAAAGUCUUGGUGGCAGCUGUGAAUCCCGAUCUCUGGACUCUCCUAAUUCCAGCCCAGGAAAAUCUAGCAGGAAGUUGCUAAAAGCUCCCUCCACUGGCACCAUGUCCUCCUCCGAUGAUUUUGAAGAGAAAGAUUCAUUGCAAACUUCGGAAAACGAAAACGGGAUGUACCAGCAGCAGUUUAAGAACAUCCCUCUCUCCGGCGCAGCACAGAGCCACCGGCUCAGGAAGCUCCGGGGUCCAUCCAAAUGCAGGGAAUGCGACACCUUCAUGGUCAAUGGCUUCGAGUGUGAGGAG